Messenger RNA from Fraxinus pennsylvanica, 396 nucleotides. The record is from the annotation of a GenBank genome assembly. NCBI's taxonomy places the organism in Eukaryota, Viridiplantae, Streptophyta, Magnoliopsida, Lamiales, Oleaceae.
AUGCAGGAGGUGAAAGAAUCGUCAACAAUCCGAAUGGACAGUGAAGAAUCGAAGACGGCGAAAAUGGAGUCAAUCUAUGACAGGAUCAGCCGUUUGGUCUCCGGCAAUGCGGUGGUCGUAUUCACCAUCAGCGGUUGCUGCAUGUGCCAUGUCGUGAAGCAGCUUCUUUUUGGCCUUGGAGUAGGCCCAAUCAUAGUCGAGCUCGACCGUGAUGUUUAUGGCAGUGACAUUCACAGUCUUCUCCUUCGCCUUGCCCGUGCCAAUGGCAAGCAACACGCAGUCCCUGCAGUGUUUGUUGGGGGCAAGUUCUUGGGUGGGAUCGAAGCCGUCAUGGCCUGCCAUAUCCAUGGAACUCUCGUCCCUCUUCUGAAGGAUGCCGGAGCUCUCUGGCUUUGA